UUUGGCCAGGAUUUUCUCUGUAUGUGAGCAUGAGGGUGUCUGCAUGUGUAUAUUCUUUGUGUGAGUCUAUGUGGUUCUGUGUGUGUCUGGGAAGUGUUGAAUAUGUGACUUUCUGAGUGCAUAUAAGUGGGUAGGUUGUGUGUGUUUAUGUGUGUUUGUGGGGCGGGUGUUUGUGUGUGUGUGUGGUUGUGGCGUGUGUGUGUGUGUGGUUGUGUGUGUGUGGUGGGAAGGGGAGCUCCCUUUGGUUCAGAGUAUAGGGAAUUUUCCCCACCCCUUCAGACAUUCUUCUCCCCGCAGACCCCUGCCUGGAGCAGCCUCGCGGGACCUGAGCACCAAGAGAUGAGCUUCCUAGAGCAAGGAGAUAGCACUUCAUGGCCGUCACCAGCCAUGAGCACCAGCUCAGAAAGAAGCCAUGGGGCACAGGGGACCAAGACCUCGAGAUGGACAAGGCAGGAGGAUGUAGAGGAAGGGGAGCCGCCAGGCCUCGGGGAAGGUCUCCAGUCCAGGCCAGCUGCUGAGUCCACCGGGCUGGAGGCCACAUUCCCCAAGGCCACACCCUGGACCCAAGCUGCUCCCUUGGCUGCGGUGGGCUCCCCCAGAGAAGAGCAGGACAUCCUCCCCGCCGACUGUGCAGCCUCAGCCUCCGGCUCCAGCACAGACGAUCUGGAUCUGGGCAUAGAGUUCUCAGCCACAGCAGCCUGGGGCGAUGACCUCGGCCUGGUGGAAGAGAGGCCGGCCCCAUGCCCGUCCCCGCAGGCACCGUUACCCAGGCUGGGCUGGGACGAUGAGCUGCGGAAGCCAGGGGCCCAGGUCUACAUGCACUUCAUGCAGGAGCACACCUGCUACGAUGCCAUGGCAACCAGCUCCAAGCUGGUCAUCUUCGACACCAUGCUGCAGAUCAAGAAGGCCUUCUUCGCCCUGGUGGCCAAUGGCGUCCGGGCGGCACCUCUGUGGGACAGCAAGAAGCAGAGCUUUGUGGGGAUGCUGACCAUCACAGACUUCAUCUUGGUGCUGCACCACUAUUACAGGUCCCCCCUGGUCCAGAUCUAUGAGAUUGAAGAACAUAAGAUUGAGACCUGGAGGGAGAUCUACCUUCAAGGCUGCUUCAAGCCUCUGGUCUCCAUCUCUCCCAGUGACAGCCUGUUCGAAGCCGUCUAUACCCUCAUCAAGAACCGGAUCCACCGCCUGCCGGUCGUGGACCCAGUCUCAGGCGCUGUGCUCCACAUCCUCACACACAAGCGGCUGCUCAAGUUCCUGCACAUCUUUGGCACCCUGCUGCCCGGGCCCUCCUUCCUCUCCUGCACCAUCCAAGAUGUGGGCAUUGGCACGUUCCGAGACUUGGCCGUGGUGCUAGAAACGGCACCCAUCCUGACCGCACUGGACAUCUUUGUGGACCGGCGCGUGUCUGCACUGCCUGUGGUCAAUGAAGCUGGACAGGUCGUGGGCCUCUACUCCCGCUUUGAUGUGAUUCACCUGGCAGCCCAACAAACAUACAACCACCUGGAUGUGAGUGUAGGAGAAGCACUGAGGCAGAGGACACGGUGUCUGGAGGAAGUCAUUUGCUGCCAGCCCCACGAGACCUUGGGGGAAGUCAUCAACCGGAUUGUCCAGGAGCAGGUGCACCGGCUGGUGCUCGUGGAUGAGACCCAGCACCUCCUGGGUGUGGUGUCCCUCUCCGACAUCCUCCAGGCUCUGGUGCUGAGUCCUUCUGGCAUCGACGCCCUCGGGGCAUGAGAACAUCAGAGUCUUCACCCUUAGGCCACCUUCCACACCCGGAAGCCAGCAAAGGGAGCCGAGGACUCGGCCUUCACCUCCCCCCACCCCCCAUUUGCUGGUUCAGCUCCUGUUCAGGCUUCUGCAGCCCUCCCCAAUUGCCCUGUCCUGCCUGUGCUCCCAGAAGCCCUCAGGAAUGC
This is a messenger RNA of Kogia breviceps (pygmy sperm whale), 1913 nucleotides long. RefSeq names its product protein kinase AMP-activated non-catalytic subunit gamma 3 (gene PRKAG3). Gene Ontology annotation, cellular component: nucleus; cytoplasm; nucleotide-activated protein kinase complex. NCBI's taxonomy places the organism in Eukaryota, Metazoa, Chordata, Mammalia, Artiodactyla, Physeteridae. Gene Ontology annotation, biological process: regulation of catalytic activity; protein phosphorylation. Gene Ontology annotation, molecular function: AMP binding; protein kinase regulator activity; protein kinase binding. The record is from RefSeq and is a predicted model, not a curated record.